CACAUCAAGUUGGCUAAAAUUACAAACACCACUCCACCAGCCGAGAGUCCCUCUUCGCUACUUCAGUCGUCAAUCUCUCUGGCCCCACGUGGUCCUACAGUCCGCUCCGAUGCUCGAGUCAAUCCUGUCGGUCUGGCCGGAUGUCCUGUACUGCUGCCUCGUCUUACUGGAGCUCCGGGUUCUCCUAGUGCCUCAGCGUCUGGCCGACCGGCCGGACUGCAUUUGGCCGGUGGCAUAAUUUCACGUCCUCGGGCCGGGUAUCCCGGCCGACAGACAGCCGGUCCGGGCGCCUGGGCCGCGAGUCGUCGACAGCCGAUCACUGGUCCAAUCGGUUGUCGGUCGACGGGCAGAUUUGCCCAGCCUCUUGGACUAAUGGGACCUCUAUUCUCCACCGGCCCACUUGUGAGCCAAUGUGGCCUGCCCGGCCUGGCCGCUUACCGGACGUCCGUCUGUUCAGGUCGUGGACGAACAUCGGCUGGGUUGCCUGCCUGUUUUUUAGCGUCAGACAUGGCAGGAGCACCGGUUCGAUUUGGCCUGCCAGGAGCAAGAAGUGCCCCAUUUUUGUCGGAAACGGCCCCGUUGCUUGGCCAAGGCAACGUCAUUCAGACACCCAAUUGUACCACCCGCAUGACAACUGUGGUCGGCCUCGGUACUGGAGAAAUGGGCUCCUUAACAGACGGUCCAGCAAUCCGAUUGCAUGGACAAGCUCUGCCCUGUUUAGUGAUGGAUGGCAGUGGACAAAGGCCUCGUUAUAGAGGCCCCGUGGUAAGCUGGCUGACUGUUUAA
Protopolystoma xenopodis is the source of this 786-nucleotide messenger RNA. Lineage: Eukaryota; Metazoa; Platyhelminthes; Monogenea; Polystomatidea; Polystomatidae. The record is from the annotation of a GenBank genome assembly.